Molecule: messenger RNA, 8911 nt
Organism: Malaclemys terrapin pileata
Lineage: Eukaryota; Metazoa; Chordata; Testudines; Emydidae
Gene: COL23A1
Product: collagen type XXIII alpha 1 chain
Exons: 29
Coding region: 153-1796 (547 amino acids)
Source: RefSeq, a predicted model, not a curated record
CUUCCCGCCCCACUUCCCCCGCAGCCGGCUCCCAAGCGCCGCCGCCUCCGCUGCUGCUGCGCGCCCCGGGCAGGAGCCGCACGGGCGCCCGCUCGCUGCAGCCUGAGGGCGGAUCGGGGCCGCCGCAGAACCGCUCCCUCUGCCGCGCGACCAUGAACCCGGGCGAGAGGAGGCUGCAAGCGGCCGCUGCCGGGUUGCCUCCAGCCGGCGCCCGGUGCGCGGGGGGCGGCGGCUCCGCAGCCCUCUGCCUGCUGCUCUCGCUCACCUCGCUGGGCGCCUGCCUGCUGCUGAGCGCCAAGACCUGCGAGCUGCAGGGCAGGGUGGCGGCGCUGGAGGAGCGGGGCAGCCCCGGCUGGGCAGCGGGAGCCCCCCUGAGCCCCGGACCGCUGCUCGCCCUGCUGCAGCCCCACAUGGAGCAACUCUUCCAGGAGAAACUGGGCGAAGGAUUAGCCAAGCUGCGGACAGUGCGAGAGGCUCCAUCUGAAUGUGUCUGCCCACCAGGCCCUCCAGGAAGGCGGGGAAAGCCGGGUCGACGAGGAGAACCUGGACCUGCAGGGCAGUCAGGACGAGAUGGCUACCCGGGGCCCCUUGGUUUGGAUGGCAAGCCAGGACCUCCCGGACCAAAAGGGGAAAAGGGUGAACAAGGGGACGUCGGCCCAAGGGGUGAUCAAGGUCAAGAUGGAGCUGCUGGCCCACCGGGUCCUCCAGGACCACCGGGUGCAAGGGGUCCCCCUGGAGAUACAGGAAAAGAUGGCCCCAGGGGACCACAAGGCCUCCCUGGCUUAAAAGGAGAGCCGGGGGAAGCUGGAGUGAUGGGUGUAAGGGGACCUUCAGGACUAAAGGGUGAGCCUGGUUUUCCAGGGAGAAAGGGUGAUGAUGGGACCCCAGGACAGCCAGGGCUUCAAGGGCCUAAGGGAGAGCAAGGAAGCCCAGGUCCCAAAGGAGAGAAAGGAUUAGAUGGAUUGCCAGGAUCAAAGGGUGAUCCUGGUGAGAGAGGAGGAGAUGGACCCAUUGGACCAAGGGGUCCACCUGGCCUGAAGGGCGAACAGGGAGAUACUGUAAUAAUUGACUAUGAUGGCAGAAUCCUGGAUGCACUCAAGGGCCCACCAGGUCCCCAAGGGCCACCAGGCCCUCAAGGAGCUCCAGGACCAAAGGGGGAGCUUGGAUUGCCUGGUACACCUGGAGUUGAUGGAGAAAAGGGAUCUAAAGGAGACCCAGGAAAUCCUGGGAUAAUGGGACAAAAAGGAGAGAUCGGAGAGAUGGGCUUGUCUGGCCUACCGGGAAUCGAUGGGCCAAAAGGAGAGAAAGGAGAAACCGGAUCCCCGUGUUUGCAGAACAAUCAUAUAAUACCAGAACCAGGACCCCCUGGAUUGCCAGGCCCUAUGGGUCCUCAAGGAAUCCCAGGUCCCAAGGGCUUGGAUGGUGUAAAGGGAGAAAAAGGUGACCAUGGUGAGAAAGGGACAACUGGUGACACUGGGCCACCUGGUCCUGCUGGUCCCCCGGGACUUAUUGGCUUACCAGGCACCAAAGGGGAGAAGGGCAAGCCAGGGGAACCAGGAUUAGAUGGUUUCCCAGGUCUCCGAGGUGAGAAAGGAGAUAAAAGUGAAAGGGGAGAGAAGGGAGAAAGAGGAAUACCUGGCAGAAAAGGCGCCAAGGGGCAAAAAGGAGAACCAGGACCGCCUGGGUUGGAUCAGCCUUGUCCAGUGGGACCAGAUGGACUGCCAGUACCGGGAUGUUGGCACAAGGGUGAAAAAACAUGGCUGAAAGCAAAAAAGAAAAGAAGAAUGCAGCCCUAGAAAUGAAAGAAACUAAUUUGUCAUCUGGCUGAGUGAAAGGACUUUCAGCUGGCACAGAAAACAAAGCCAACCCCAUUCGCUGCUACAUGCUCCCACCCUGAUGGAAAUAGUAAAGUUUUGGCUCAAUAUGAUGAACUCGGCCAUCUGUGCACGCUUCAACUAUUAAUGACAAAACUUGUAUCUCGGGAAGAAACGUACUUUUAACCUUCUGGAGUGUGUGGCUGAAGAGUUGCAAGAGUCUUGCUGGGGAUUCCGUCUUUGUUACUGCAGAAUCCAGAGAACCUCAUCUGCCAAACACACUUUUAAAAAAAAUUGCUAUCUUAGGCUUGGCGCAUAGUGAGAACUCUGCUAAUCUUUUCUAAAGCAAGAGAGCACUUACACUGGGGGGAUCCCAAAACUUGGAAGAGGGCAUAGUAUGAAAUAUGGUAUUCAAUUCCCUUGGUUGGUGGGGCUUGUUUUGUGAACAUUAUACAAUUUGAUCUGCAGACUCAGACUUUUCCUCCACCUCCUUCUCCCUGUCUCUCUUUUUCUUUGCUGUAAGUGAGUUUGAACUCCGGCUCAGUCUAGACCACUUACCCACUCAAAAAUACUGGGUGACCUGAGAUUACAGUGACACAGAAAUCUCAUUCUGCAAAUUAGCUUGACCAGUUCCAUUCCAUUCUUGAAGAAAUGAACAUCCAGAAAGCCUAAUGGCUUCUCUUUGUGGGAUGGGGAGAGGGCUUAACAGUAGACGCCAAUGACAUUGAAAAGUGGACAGACAAAACUUGGAUGUACCGGUAAACAGGUCAUCAGAGCCUAUUUCCUAUAUCAGGUAAAGCCUAAUUAACCAAAAGCUCAAGUCCCAGGCAUUUAGGACAUGCUGAUUUUGUAGGUGAUGUACUAGUAGGUGAGGGAACAGGAGCAGUAAGGUAGCCAGGCAGAUUGGAGAAACCUAGAGUGAUUGCAUAGCCAUCAAGUACACUGGUCUUGGACAGGAGCUGCAACUGCAUGCCUAGCCAUAUAGAGUGGAGUAGCAGCGUGCCACCCACGGGGGAAGGGAUGGCGUUCCCAUCUUGGAAGGAGCUCUAGAACUGGCUGAGGAGAGUUGGCUCUAAAAGGAAAAAGUUGCAUGGCAAAGCAUUGCAAUCCUUUGACCUCUGUGCUCCUCCCAAUGCACUUCUUUAGUAGCAUAAUGUAACUAAAGAACAAUGAGAGAGGAAACAUCAAAAUUUUGUGCCUGUCGUGCUUACUGUGUUGAUCCAAGCCUUGUGUUUAGAUCAUUAUUCCAUUGAGUCUACUGGGCACAUGCAGGCUUGUGAUGAAGUGAGGAUACUGGGAUAAAGGCAAGAAUUAUUGAGCUUUGCUUGUACAAGUUAACCUAGUGCAGAGUUAAUUCCAGCUCUAGUAAUAUGAACAAGGGUAUUGUGCUCAGUACUGUAUGCUGCUCUCCAUUAAUGUCUCCAGACAGAUAGUAGAAAUUUUCAGAAUGAUGCCUAUGAAUUAUCAUCCAUGCUUUGGUGCAUUAUUUCUACUAGAUUUAUUUAGGAAAGCCUCCUAGACAACAGAGAGCAUUUCCUGUACACUGAUUAAUGUUUGAAAUGGACAUAUAGCUCAUCAUGAUAGAAGAUGUGGACUACAUAAAAGAUUCACAGGAAUAUGCAGUUAACUUUAUUUCUUAUAUUUGUCAGCCACUCUGAUUUUGUAUUACUUGUCUUUUUUUGUUUAAAGACUAUAAAGGUGUAUAUUGUAUUUUUUACUUUUCUCUAUAAUUAUAUUGAUUAAAAAUCAGAUAAACUAAUAGGUCAAGAAAUAGGUCAUUUUAAUUAUUUCUAAUUCAUGAGGUUAGCUAUCACUUUAAAGGGAGAUUCUGAAAGGCACAAAGGGCAGUACACACUCAAUUCCCUAGUUCAUGUUAACAUAGUCCUGUUUUGACUAUGUUAACACGAACUUAGAUAUCUUUUAGAGCACGCCAACAGGAUCUACAUGGGGCAUUUAGAGUUCAGCAUACUGGAGUGCUUUACAAAUCACUACUCCUCCAGUGCAUUUUGCCAAGCCAAUGUAAACAAGCCCUAAAGCUAGAGUGGUUUAUUUCAUUCACUGUUGUUCAGGGCAGUCCUGGCCGUAUGCUGCACCCUGUCAUUUCAGUCAUGUUAAAUGCCCGAUUCUUGCUAACAGUUCCAGUACAGUUGCCCUGUCUGGCCUAGUCUAUGCAGAAUUUUAGGGAAAUCUUCCAUUGUUGGUCUAGCAUUUGUGUAGCACAGUCGAUGCAAGCAACAGUGUGAUUGCACCAAUCCUAUAGUAGUAGUGGGAGAUCUUCCUAUAAUUCCCAGUGGGAAGAUAUCCUCUGGCCUUGACUACUUUCCAAAUAUUUCACAUCAUUGCAAGCUUCAAUUCAGUGCCACAAGCAUAUAGACAUUGGGAGCCUGAGGUAGACUCACUGCCAGCAUUUUAAACAACCUGAUGAUUUAAGCCUGCCCUUGUGGGGGGAACUGUAGUUUGCAGUUGAUGCAAUUACAUACUUAGAGGUUAAUCAAGGAAUGUUUCUCCUAGUUAGGAAAGAGAUUGGGAGAAAACCCAAACUGAAAAUAUUUCUUUCCAAGCCUUGAUAGUUAUUUUUGGUAGUUAGAUUAAGAAAUCAAGAUGUUGCCACAUACUUUUUCUUUCACAGAUUGCUAACAUUUUCUGUAUAUAUAAUGAUGAUGAACUUAUUUCUCCUGUAUAUUUAAAAUCUCUAUCUAUGAAUGUUUUCUCCUAAUGCUAAAGCUGAAAUAUUUCUUAUGUGUUUUCUAGAAAACCAAAGGAUAAAAUGUUUCUUAGUCAGCUUUUCAGUUUUAUAGUUUCAUAUGUUUGGUGUCUGAUGGUCUUUAACUAAACAAAUCAUUGAUAUGUGCUUUUUGAACUGGUCAUUCUUGUUAAUGCUAAAACUGAAAAGGAUGGAAUCUACCCAUGUCAAAAAUAUCUAUUAAGCAUAUUCCAUAUUUUUUAUGCCUGUCAGAUAUAUUACCAUGGUUAUCUACUAUAAAAAGGUUGUAUGUUUGUUAUGGCCAAGACUUCCAUGACAGAAACCCUGUUCUUAGGGUUGCUUUUUUUUUUUGUUCGUUUGUUUUCUUGUUUAUGUUUUUGUUUUAUUUAGUCACAGGAUCAAAUUCCUAGAUAGUGUAAAACUGGCAUCAGUCCACAAUGGAGCAAGGAUCCUUCAUGAUUUUUUACAAAUUUUGGCCCCAAUCCUGCAGUCAGACCUGUGCAGGCAGACUCUUCCACCCACAAGGAUCCAACUGCAGGAUCAGGACUUUGGUGUUCUCUACAUACCAUGUAGUGGAGUUUGAGUUUUCAACUAUUAGCUAAACACUACUAAAUUGUGUUAUGCAAUUCACAAUAAAAUAAAUAGUAUUUAUUUAAAUAUUCUCAUCACUUCCUAUGGCAAACAACUUAAAGUAUUGUUACGCUAUGACACUUCCAGAUUUAUUGCCAUGACAAACAGCCAGCCUCUGCUAUAAAUAACCUUUCCUAAUGUAUAAUUAUGCAUCCUUUUGGCAUGAAAAUUCAAUAAACAAAACUAGAGGUAUAAAGUAGUACCCAUCUUUUGGUAGAUUGCAUGGCAACUGAAUGGUUGUUUAAUGCUGCCCCCUAGAGGAUAUGUUUUCUAGAGAAAUAAGUAGCUUUAUGUCAGGGAAAGGGGAAUCUGAUUUUUCUCAUGUUAAUUUGGGGGGAACGUAUGGAUAACUCUCUCGCUUAUGUAUUUUUAUGGUUGAAAUAUCUCUGUAAAACAACAGAAUAUUUAUUUAAAUACAGUUUCAUAUUUUCAAUUUUUUUUUUUAGUUUGUACAUUUUCUGACAUGUCACCAUAAUGGGAAACACCAUAAGCUUCUCAUUUGUUCUUAUUUAAUUGUUGUCCUAGUAAUUAAUUCACUGUGCUUCUUAGAUAGACAAAAAAAAAUUGCCUGAGAUUACCCGCCAACCUUCUUUGAGAGGAGAGAACACUCUUAAAUAUUUUUCCAUAUUGUCAACAGAUUUAUCUGAACAAUGAGCCAAAUGUACAAAUAAAGAGAAUUAAAAAUCUGACUAUAAAAUGUAAACAAUAAAAGCUGCUCUUAAAAAAAUGAUCCUUAGACAAGUACUAUAUAUUCUUGGCCCAAUUCUGCUCAACAGAAUUUACGCUAGUGUAGCUAAGAGUAGAAUUUGGCCAGCUUUUUUUUUAAUGGUACUUGUUUCAAUUAGGAUGCACUGUAUCCUCAGGAUUGCUUUCCCUCAUUUUAUGCAUGUGAUUGUUUUUACUUCAUAAGCAUUUUUUACCGGACAAUGAUAAAAACAGAUUUAUAGGUAAAUAUUUGCUGGUGCACUUAAUAAAUAGAACUGGGCUUCUUAUCUGUUAGCAAGAAUCUUUUUAAAAUUAUUUAAUGAAAUACUUUCACUGAUUUCAAGCUGCCCAAGUCACUUUAAUUUGCACAACUGGCACAGAUGUGGCAUAUUACCUUGGGUGUUACUGACCUUGGCAGCCCUACAAGACAACCUUUAUGCAGAGCUGAACUGUUUCACUGCUAAGAAUAACUAUUCUAGGAACGCAGAAAAUUAGGAAGGAAGAACAACUGAUCACUUUAGUCCAUCCUCACUCCAUUUUGUUAGGGGAUCAACCAGUCUUUGGCAGCUGUACCCAAGAUUGUUGUAAAUCCCAUAUAUGAAUUUAAUCCAGUUUUAAAUACUUUGGUGACUAGUAGUUUCAUCUACUUCCUUUUGUAGUCUACUGAACAUCGAAGUAAAUCACUGAGUACAGUUACUCUUCUUAAUUUGCACUCAGUCUCUCUUGCUUAUAGUUGGUUCAUGAUUUAAUACAUAGUUUUGUGUGAUUCUUGCACGAAUUUGUAUUCCAUGUAAUCAUCAUGAGCAAAAAUGUUCUAGUAUUAUUUUGUGGAAUAUGAGCCCACAGUAAGUGGUCAAAAUAAUUUUAAACUGACCUGGUCAAGGCACAUGAGAAUAUACGGCAGAGACUAUAUAGUAUUCUAGAGAAUUUAGGGGGAGCCAGAAAAAGAUAUUGAGGCAUCAGCUUUCAAUGCAUUAGAAAUGCGAAGGCUAGGACUAUAUAACAUGGUUUAAAAGAGAACUAGAUAAAUUCAUGGAGGUUGUCUAUUAAUGGCUAUUAGCCAGGAUGGGUAAGGAAUGGUGUCCCUAGCCUCUGUCUGUCAGAGGGUGGAGAUGGCUGGCAGGAGAGAGAUCAUUUGAUUACCUAUUAGGUUCACUCCCUCUGGGGCACCUGGCAGACAGCAUAAUGGGCUGGAUGGACCUUUGGUCUGACCCAGUAAGGCCAUUCUUAUGUUAGAACUGGCAGUUAUCAAAACCACUGACUGUAGGGAACAGUAUAUCGGCAGUUUACAGUUCUCCUUUCAUCUGCUGUAAAACCAAUGAAUUCCUGUGUACACCUCUAUCCUGAUAUAACGCUGUCCUCGGGAGCCAAAAAAUCUUACUGUGUUAUAGAUGAAACCGCGUUAUAUCAAACUUGCUUUCAUCCGCCGGAGCGUGCAUCCCCGGCCCCCCGGAGCGCUGCUUUACCGUGUUAUAUCGGGGUAGAGGUGUACUACAGGCUGGUUGGUAGAGGCUGCCUCAUUGUUGCUGAGCUUCAUGUAAUGUGAACAGUCAGCUAACUAUUUUUGUGAGGCUCCAUUAUACAACAGAGACUUAUUAAAAAGAGUGAAGUAAAAAUGGAGGAAUCUCAUGCAUAUAUUUAAAAUACAUAAUCUGUAACUCACUAAGACCUGCCCUGCUGCUUUUUCGAUGAUAAACACUGAUUUGUACACAUCUUCAAAAAGUGAUAUGUACAGAACCUAGGUUUUGCAAUUUAUUUUAUUUGUGUGUGUAAAAUUGAGUUUGUAUUUUCAGAUUUGUUUUCUUUAGUUAAACAUAAAUAUAGUUAGAACCUGAUUUUGCAAAGUGCUUAGCACCCAAUUACUCACUGAGUUUCAGCAUUAGGCCCAUUGGCUAAAAUGAAAGCUGGAUCAGUCUCUUACGGGGUGCAUUCUGGUUGGUAACUUCAAUGUGGUGGAGUGCAAUAUUGUAGAAAUUCUCAGAAUACAAUAAUUUUUAUCUUGCACUGUUUGUUUUUUCUCCAUUUACCUUUGAUGUUUUACUUUCUGCAUUUCACAGGAAAAAAAGAUAUAUUCAGUAUGAUAAAACAUACAGCUGGAAAUGCCACUGAGCAGGAAGUUAAGGCUACAAUCACAGUUACAAUCCAAAUAAUCAAAGUGCAAACAAAACCACCUGCUAUCUGUUGCCCCAUACAGUUUUAUUUUGGGUGGAUAUACAAGUCUUUUUAAACUGCACUCAUUUUAUAAUCUAGGUGCAAUUAUCUGCAGUUGAAGAAGCUACAACUGUUAGUAUUUUGUACUAAAUGAAAAUCUGACCUAUUUAUACAGUAUUUAGAAGAAUAUAAAUAAGUGUAUUAGCUCACCUGGUUUCAGUAUGUCAGUAGGGCCUGAUCCUAUAAACUGCUAUGCAUGCAUUCCUUAUUCAUGUGGGUAAUCACAUUCACUUCAGCUGCAUCUGUUCAUCUACCCACAUGAGUAAGUGUUUGCAUAUUGGGCUUCUUGUGAAUAACAGUUCUGUUUGAAUGUAUUUACAUAGUAUCUUCUACAAAGCUUUCCUAAGUUUCAGUAAAAUGUAUUGCUUUUCUAAAACAAAAAUAGAUACCUUUAUACAAAAGAGUUAUUUAGCAAGUUUUAUUUUUAAACCCUUUUAUACACUGUUAUAAUGUACAUGCCAAGAGAAGUGUUAUAUUUAGUCAUAAUGUUGGGGAACAACUGUUCGUUUGUUUUUUAAAAAAGGCAUUAAUAGUGUUUCUUAUCCAUUGUUUAUUAUGUUAAAAUGGUAUUAACUAGUACUGCAUCAUUUUAUUUCUAUUUUAUAACUGUAAUGAACGGUGCAUUAUUUUGAAACCCUCAAAACCAUUGCUUCAUUGUGUUUUAAUCUGUAAUAAAUUAAUAUUUGGAUUUAAAAAAAAAUAAAACUGCCUCCCUUUACAAGUUGUUUUUAUGAUGGUGUCAAUAUGUAUAUUAAACUGCAGCAUCUGUAACUAAGAAUAAACUUUCCAAAUUCUAAAUGUUUGUUUUUAAAUAACUACUAAAUGUUUUUAAUGAGGCAAGAAUUCA